Messenger RNA from Peromyscus californicus insignis, 13010 nucleotides. RefSeq names its product sperm associated antigen 16 (gene Spag16). Gene Ontology annotation, molecular function: protein binding. Gene Ontology annotation, cellular component: axonemal central apparatus. Gene Ontology annotation, biological process: axoneme assembly. The transcript is spliced from 16 exons. Lineage: Eukaryota; Metazoa; Chordata; Mammalia; Rodentia; Cricetidae. The record is from RefSeq and is a predicted model, not a curated record. Bases 11171 to 12820 code for a protein of 549 amino acids.
CGAGACAGGGUUUCUCUGUGUAGCUUUGCGCCUUUCCUGGGACUCACUUGGUAGCCCAGGCUGGCCUCGAACUCACAGAAAUCCACCUGGCUCUGCCUCCCGAGUGCUGGGAUUAAAGGCGUGCGCCACCACCGCCCGGCGAAGUUCACUAAUUUUUGUAAGGCCUUACGCGUCCCUCCUCUAGAUAGGUGCAUUAAUUAUUCUGGAUUAAUGUGCAGUGUUUGUUAAGUAAGAGCCAUGUAACUCUUUCUUUCAGAAGAUAAAAGAAAGAUGGUUAUCCAUAAAGCUGUCAAAGACAGUAAACAUCUCCCUCUAUUUUUCUGUACAGUUAUAAUCCCUGGUGUCUUAAUUUAAGAUCUCAUAGAUCCAGCAGUGAUCCGUUUUUGUGAGCUUUAGCAGGCUUAGUUAUAUAUCCAUAUUUUAGGGAGUCACACAGAAGUGAGUAGAAAAGUUAAAGAAAACAUGUAGUAUUAUAUUGGAUACAAAAUGAUUUUUAUAGGAUGGAAGUCUGAAUAUCUUGAAACCGAUUUGAAUAAAAUAUGUAGGUGCCUUAGUGUUAUAAUUGAGUCUUUAUUGUCUGUUUUCAUAGCUCCAACAGGCUGUCUGUUCCAGAAUGUUCCCUUUAAAGUUAAAAAAAAAAUCAAGUUAUAAUUUCCGAGUUCAUCUGCACCAAGUCUAAGAUUUUCCAGUGUCCUUGCUGGUGAAUUCCAACAAAACAUUUGUGAAAUUUUUGUCAUCAUGAAAAUGAUUUCUGUAGACAUAGUUUAGUUAUUAACAUGACACUGAUAGUUUGAUAACAUUUUGAAGAUUGUAUUUGUAAAAUAAGUACAGGAUUCUUACACAAAGAAACUUUAAACAAGAAAAUCAGAUUUAUGGAAUUUUCCAGAAGAACACUGAAUUAAGACUGCAACAUGCUUCAGUUUACACACCCAUCUUUUCUUAAUUAACAUUUUUAAUACAAUAUAUUUUGAUCAUGUUUAUCUCCUUCCGAAUCUUCUCCCAGAUCCUGCCCAUCUCUCUCCCCACCCAAUUUUAUGGUUCCCCCCAAACAAAAACAAAAAUAAGAAAGAAAACCCACAAAUAAUAAAAAGCAGCAACCUCCUCAAAAAAAAAAAAACACCACAAAAAUGAAAUUCAAAACAGGCAAAAGACCAAUAUGACAAAAAUACCAAAAACAAAACCAAACUAAAAUGAAGCAAAAUGCCUACAAAGAUACCUUUGAGUUAAUUUUGUGUUUUGAAGCUACUCCUGGGCAUUAGGCCUGAUCGGGAAUGUGGAAUAUGAUAUCACCCAGUGAAACCAUUGACGAAAACUGAUUUUUCCCUUGCCAACCCGUAUCAAUUGCAGAUAGCUUCUUGGUUAGGGUUGGAACCCCGAGUCUACUUUUCUUUCCCAUCUGGCUUGAAGCUGUACAGGUCUUGUGUGUUCUGCCAAACUCUUUGCGAGUUCAUAUGUUAUAUACAGAUCUUACAAGAAAAGCUUAAAGUCACAGUUGCAAACGUAAGCAAAUCUGAUUUUCAGGAUUUUAUUAUCAAAUUCGUUAAUUAUGUAGCUUCUGUGUUUUUCUUCUACCUCUUCAUGGUUGACUGAUUACUAUUUCAUGUUUCAACUGAAGGAUAGCCAGGGGAUAGCAAAGUCAAACAUCUAACUAGUUGAUUGUGUUACAUUCAGUGUUGAGGGAAGAGAUUUAGUCAUGGGAGAGGCUUUACUAUUAGUCAAAAUGAAGUUUGAGGAUUAAUUGUAAAUGCCAAUUAUCCUUGUAUCCCUGGGCUCUCUUCACAUGCAUAAUUAGAAGUUGACAGUAUAAUGUUAUUUGACAUUGUUUUGUAAGGCAAUUAUGAUAGUUGGCGAAGUGAGACUUUCCUGGAUUUAAAGUCUAUAGCUCUUCAGUUGCUUCAGUGGAUAAAUAGAAAUUAUAGUAUGCAUAAGUGAAUCAGAAUUCCAGUGUCCUUUACCUUGCAUAGAUGUGUAAUUACCUCUAAUUUAGUGCAUUUUGCCCAGAUUUCCCUUAUAGUUCAUAUCAUAUUCCUGGUACUGGAUAAUGACCUACCAAUAUUAACAAAGGCCUUUAGAAGAGGUUGCUUGUAUUCUCCAGGAAAUCAUUUGCUAUUCUUCUUAAACAUCCAGACACAGGGAACGUGUGUAGACUAAUGUGGCUCAAAGCAGACACAUAAGCAGGACUCAUCAUUAGUGUCAUAAUUUCAGUUGUUGUGCUGGAUAGUUGUAUGUCAGCUUGAUACAAGCUAAAGUCAUCUGAGAAGAGGGAACUUCAAUUAAAAAAAUGUUUUCAUAAGACUUGACUGUGAAAAAAAAAAAAAAAACUGAGUUGUGUGUGGGUAAGCCUGUAGGGCUUGGUUGGCGAUUGAUGGGAGAGGGCCCGGUCCAUUGUGGGUGGGGCCAUGCCUGGGCUUGGUGGUUCUGAGGCUGAACAAGCAUAAUAAGCAAGCCAGGGAACAGCACCCCUCCAUGGUCUUUGCAUCAGCCCCUGCCUCCCAGUUCCUUCCCCAUUUGAGUUCCUGUUCUGAUUUCUUCAGAUGAACAGAUAUGAAUAUGUGUAAGCUUAAUAAACCCUUUCCUCCCCAACUUCCUUUUUGGUCAUGGUAUUUCAUCACAGCAACAGAAACCCUAACUAAGACAGUUGCCAAUGUGUAUACAUGGAAAGAGGGAACCUCAGGUGAAGAAUUGUCUGCAUCAGUUGUCUCAUGGCCAUGUCUUCAGGGCAUUUUCUUGAUUGCUAAUUGAUGCAGGCGGACCCAUCUCACUGUGGGUGGUGCCAUCCCUAGGCCUGCAGGCCUGUGCUUUAUAAGAAAGGUAGCUGAGCAAGCCAGAGAAGCAAUCCUACAAGCAGUGUUCCUCCCUGGUUUCUGCUUCAUGCCCCUGCUUUCCUUCCUUCCUGCCCUGACUUCUGUCAAUUGACAGUAACCUGUAAGCCCCUCUCCUCUCCCAGCCAAAAGGUUAGUGCUCCAUCACAGUAUCAGAGCCCAAUUAGGACAGUGUGCAAAAUGCUUCCAUUAAUAUGGGCCUCAGUGUUUUGUUAUGGCUUGGGGAAAGUGUUCAGGAGAAACAUCCUAAGGCUGCAGCGGUCCUUCCUGUUACCUGCUCUUUGUUAGCAGUGACUCUUCUUUCUCCUGUGAAGGGCUUCAUGAUGGAAUUGCUCUGUGUUUUAUACUUUCUCAAGGUGUGCUGGCAGCAGACAUGGUGUGGUUCUUUGCGGUCAUCACAGCAUUUAGAAAUCUAGUCAAGGAGUACAUGGAUUCCUCAUAGAACUUCUUGUUAGGAAAAUAGUUGUAAUAUUAUAAAAUAUGCUGGGCCAAGUAGUUGUCUACCAAACUCGGACAGAAAGGCUGGUGGUGGUUGUCACUGAUACUUUUAAAGUCGUAGUUUGGUGGCACGUUAGUCAUAGUAGUGACUAAGGGCUGCUUAAUAAGGUGUGGUUCUUUAGGAGUUCCCAGUUUCAAUUUUCAAAGGCAGGCUGGAAGGAGUUUGUACUAAUCCAGCUAAAGGUUCAUUGAUUUUGGUGUUACUUGUCAAAACCAAAACCCUUUCCCAGGAAGGGAAAUGAAAUGCACAUUCUAGGAAAGAGAAGCAUUGAGGGCUCAUCUUCUUCUAACUCCACUCCCUGAUUGGUGUUUAACAUUUUGCCUUUCUGUGUAUUCCAACAGUAAGAAUUUAGCACCUUAGUCUGUGUAGAUGAGUUUGCUGCCUCCUCUAAGGUUCCCACUGUCCCAGCAGCAGUUUCUCAUGACUGGAUGAAGUUAAAGUGAGGCUUUGCAUUCUCUUCAGCUCUGGAUACAGACCCAGUGUCUACAGCUGCAAAAUGAAGGAGUCCAGACUUAUCCCGGAACAACGCUGUAGUAGUAGACUGGCGUCCCAUCUAAGAUGCCUGUUGUCUGUGCAAAGUGCCUCAUGGUUGGAGUGACAUUCAUUGAUAACUUUAAUUUAAAUGAAAAUUCCAUCAUCGUUGCUUUUUAUUAUAGCUUAUUUUUUUAAUAUUUUGUUGUUUUGUCAAAAAAUGCUAAUUGAGUAACUAAAAAGAAGUAGCUAAUGUAAUAGCUAAGAUAAGGACAGGUUUCUCUGUCCAUCCCUUCCUUUAUUUCUUUCUUCCUUUCUUUAAAAAUUCCUCUAGAUAACACCUGUUUCUGAGUUUAUAAAAUGAUAUGCACUGAAAUUUUAUGACUGUGAAAUGUAUUUGUGAAACAUUUAACAAAUUUCUAUUUACUCAACUAAUGUACUUCCAAUUAUCAUCAGAAAGUUUGUGUUUGGAUACUAGAAUUUCUUACAUAUAUCCAAAUAAAAAGAUUUGACAACCUGAAUGUAGACUCUAGGCCAACAGCCAUAUUACUAAAUCCCGAAUACUCAAUAUUCCAUGUAUUAAUAUCAUGGGCUGUUUUGAGAGAACAGCUAUUUUGUUCUGUGUCCUGUAGUCUGUGUUAACUUUAAUGACUCACCCAUGAAUCUUACAUGAUGAGUUUAAUACAGUAAAUCCAGGUGAGCACUGAGUUUCUUUGUGGCUAACAAGCUCCCAAGAUGCUACAGGUCUGAGGACUAUAAUUGGAGAAGCGAACGUAUAGACGAUUAUCUUGACUUCUGACCAUUGCAUUUUCAGAUGCUGCUGAGCAUGCUGGCACAUGCCCACAAUCACAGCCCUCAGAGUGCUGAAUAAAGCAGGGGGAUUGGCAGUUCCAGGGUGGCCAAAACGACAUAGUGAGGCUCUGUUUCAAAAACAAAAAAACAAAAAGUUCAGAUAGAAGAAUAGUGUGCAGAGCCCCUGUUUUUGUGUUUCCUGGCUUACAAAUUACGAAGGCCCGUAUACUACCACCCACCAUGAGAACUAUGCAUUUUACAUGUGACCUACAGUUACUUCAGCUCGGAGCAGAAGAUAUGAUAUAGUUGCCUUGUACCAGAGUGGCCAGUAGCUUUCCAUUCUUGCUAAGUCCAUUGAGUUGGUAGUAGCUUUGUGUAUAUGACGUUAAUGAUUCAGAGGACUUAUGAAGACUUGUUGGUAAAGACUGCCAGAAGUAAACAGCCGUGAGAAUAUGAUAAUAGGCAUGCCGAUUAGUUGUCAUCUAUAUUUCUCAGUUAACUUUAUUUAGGCUCGUAUUCAUAAGAGAAAGAUGACAGUGAUAUUUGUUACGUAUAGUACCUUUCCUGUUUGGGAAAUAAAAUGGUAAUGAGGAUCCAGGUUAGAUUUUUUUUUUUAAUUGCUUCUGUGAGCAUUGGCUCUGAGAAGAUGGCAAAGAUUGCAAAGUGAUUUCUGUCUACAACUCUGGGAAAUCAUGGAAAGCCUAGUUAGCGAUGUCUCAUUCUGGUUCUCUCUAAAGAUGCUGCUGGCCAUAAUCCCUACCUACAAGUGUGGCAGUGGAUGGGUCUUGUAAGUGGAGAAGUUUAUUGCUUAUAGCUGCAAAUUGUUCAUUGAUCCAUUUGCAGAAGAACAUACUUGUGACCCAUUCAGGUUGUCAUAUCUGUUGUUAGUUCAGCCGAAAUGUCCCUCAGAGGCAUUUGGUCAUGAAGCUGUGUCUUCUGUGGUACUGGGAUAGUGCCAGUGUGUUCCAUGGUACUUUCGGUGCAUGCAUUAUAAAUACUGGCCCAUCUUCUGAUGGGAUCCACAAUAUAAAGAUCUAGGGCAGAUUCUGCUAGUUCAGAGACCAGCAUUUGCAUUUAGAGACUAGACAUUGUGACUAUCAGGGAGUGUUUCAUACUGUAAAAUUCGACAUCCCUAAAUCCCUCCUAGAAACGUGAAGAUGUGGCAGAGUGGGCGCUGCAGUCUAACUAGGCUGCCGUUGUAGGAUAGAGAAUCUGGCCUGGAGGUGCGAGAUGCCGUGGAUGUAGGCAGGAAGGGAUAGCCAUAGAACGGACAAGAGCAAGAAGAGGCUAUAGACUGAGGCUCUGCAGAUAUGAGUGCACAGAAAGGCAGGGGCUAGAGGCCAGGGCAAUAGAAAAGGUGGAAAAUGAGAUUUGGAUCUGGAGUGCAACUUUACUAUUGUUUGGAAGAGUAGUGGGCAGAUAUUGGGUAGAAACAUUUGAACUGCUAAGAGCCACCUUGGCAUCAUUAAAACAAUUUGAGUCUAAAUGCUCACUUAUUUUUCUCAUUGGAAAACAUAUAAAUCUCUGCAUAUAAAUCAUGAAGAGCGUAAUUGUAUAAGGGUGUUUCCUAGAACAUGGGCUCUCCGGAGAGAGUAGGUCACAGGUGAGAAGGUUGUUCAGUGGAAGUCGAAGCAGAGCCAAGUAUUACUUUUUUCUUGCAGACAAUUGUCCAUGACUUGCCCCUCUUCACCCUUGCAAGAUUGCUCUCCAGAGAAAUGUUUUCCAAAUUUCCUUUUACAGGUGAUACUCCAUCAGAUUUGUUUUCAUUUCUCAUGCUGUCCCAAGGGUCAAUGGGAUCAGUAAUUUUAUACAGUGCAUUCUCUUUGUGAGAACCUAUGAGGCUUUGGAAACAGAAAACACUUUCAUGUGCUGGGCAGGUUAUCUGUUUUCAUGGGAAGGAUCAGAAACUGGCAUCUGGCUACAAACCCAUCUUUACCCCAAGCACUGGUGAGGUUAGAGUCAAGCCUGUGGUUUCAAGUUUAAGUCUUUGAGAUCCUCCGGGUGUUCUACACUGCUGUGUAUUUCUGUUCCCCUUUCUCCUCCAAUUUUCACGUUCACUGAGUUCUGUAUUUCCAGUGACAUGCACAUUUGUAAGUUGCUACAGAAUCAUUUAGUAUUAGCUUGUGCAUUGGCCGUAUGUUGCUAGAUAUCCAGACAACAGAUGCAUACAAAUAUCCACACCAUAAGUAGUCCACCUGGUUUUUCAAGAACACCGCACCACCACCUUAGAGAUGAGUUGCUCUGGGAAGCUCUUCUGCACAGACCAUGUUGUGGAUACUUAAAGGUAUCAGUCAGAGAGUAUAGCGGCCCCUCUUUGGGGCACUUUGUUCUGUAUUUGAUUUUUCUUCUUACUAAUCAUUUGGCCUUGGUUAAAUUAAUGAUCAGCUCUAUAGCCUCUAGCUGUUUUAUACUUUUUUCUCCUCUGUGGUCUUCAAAUUGAGCUGUUUAAAAGAUUUUAUUUAGCUGCUGGUAAGGUGCCACUGAGAUUUGGAAAACAAAUAUGUGAGUUCAUUUCCUAGGAUAUUGAAAACAAAUUUUGUACUUAUAUUAUCUAAGAUGUUAAUAAACCCUGUAUUCUUAUUGUGCCAGUGUAAAAACAGUGUGAUAGGACAGAAAAUUCUUGGCAUUAGACACAAGAAACUUGUCUCUGUCACUUAUAGGCAUAUGAUUCCCUAGGAAAUCUCUUAAUUUCUAUUUCUUAAUUUUCAUCUUAGAUAUGACUGGGAUAUUCAAUCUCGGUCAUUUUGAAAAUAAACAUCACUGUACUCCAUGGGAAACACUUCCAUGCUUAAUGAAAUAGUAUUUUUCAUGUACUCUGUUUUUUUUUUUAAUUGUGAGGAAGCAAUAUGUUCUUCAUGAUUAAAAGUUAUUGCGAAGAAGAUUUGCUGUAUAAGACUUCCAAGUAUUACCUGAUAUAACCAGUGCUCUGUGAGGACAAACCACAUUUUCAUUUCUCUAUCACCACAUUAACAACCCACCUUUUGCAUUUAUUCUACACAUAGACAGUGUGGCUCAUUUGUAACUUUUAAAGUCUGUACAGAGGAUUUUAGAAUAUUUACCUUGUUUUGGAAUUCAUCAUGUACAAGUGGGAAGAAUGACAUUAUUUUCUGGAGACUGAUUGACAAGAGACUGGUAUUGAAAUCACUUUGGAGUAGCCCCCAGGAAAUUUUAUUUAAGUAAAUAAAAAUGUAUCAGAAAAUGCAAAUGUAGAGCUGGAGGGAAACCUAGAUUGGCUUUAUUUAUCCUUUUCCCUUAACCAAUGAGCAAAGAUUUCUUCAUAGAUGAUCAUCUCUUUCUAGAAUGAGGAAUAAAAAAAUAGAUGUAUAGCAUUUAUGUAGCCUAGGGACCAUUCUAAAUGAUUUUCUCACAUAUUUCCUUUUCUAGGUUUCUUUAAAGCAUAUAAGGCAGUUUGGUAGCUGGGCCAUCCCUAACAUGAUAAGCAAUGGUCCUGCCUCCUGGAAUUCAUGUUCUGUUUUUGAGGUUCUGGGGAUAGAUCUUAGGACCUCUUGCAUGCUUGGCAAGCCAUGUCCCACUACACUGUACCCCUAGCAGGUCAUGCUUUUCACUAGUCCUCGUAUACUGAACAUACUCGCCCUGCCUUGUACAACCUUCAAGAUAUUGAACUUGUGGCUUGAGGCUUGGUGAUAAAACUGUUGUGGCUUCCUCAUCAUUGAUUAUCAAUUCUGAAGUAAGCUUAGCUACUCUGUCUGUGGAGAAAAUCACAUGAAGACUGAACAAAGGCCUUCAUCCAACAGUGAGACAGUGUCAGUCAGCUGCCUAUAAGUACAUGCUGCUGCCUUAGCUCAGGUUUCAGAUGACUGCCAUCUGUCACCUUGACUGGGUCAUCAUGGUUGAUCCUCAGAAUCAUCCAGCUAAGUAGCUCAAGUUUUCUUGACCUUCAGAAACGGUGACAUAACAAAUGUUAAUUGUUCCUUUUGCAAGCUUUAUUGAAAUAUGAUUGACAAUAUAAAUUGCAUACGUUCAAGCUGUACAUGUAAAACUUUGAUACAUAUAUCUAGGACAUACAGAUGAGAAAUUAAUGCAUGUGGUGGUUUGAAUGACAAUAAUGUCCCUCAUAGACUCAAGUAUUAGAACGCUUGGUCUCCAGUUGAUGGCACUGUUCAGGGAGUCUUAGGAAGCAUGUCUUUUGGGGAGAAGUAUGUCACUGGAGUGACCUUUAAGCCCAUUUCCGGCUGCUCUCUGCUGGGUGCUGUGGUUCAAGAUGGGAACGCCAGCAUGCUGCUCCAGCCUCCAUGCCUGUUUGCUGUCUUCUCUUUGCCUUUGUGGACUUAACCCUCUGCAACUAGAAGAUAAAAUAAGGGCUUCCUUCUAAAAGUUGCCUUGGUUACGGUGUUUUAUCACAGCGACAGAAGAGUAACUAAGACAAAGUAUUUGCCUCAUGUAGUUACAUUUUAAAAAAUGAUUGCUUUAGUUAGCAUACACAGUAGUUUGCUUCAUUAUGACAUUUUAUACAUGUGUAUCAUGUACCCUGCUUCACAGUCCUUCCUCUCUUGUUCUGUUCUCUCACCUCCCACUACUCUACCCCUAGUACUGUCUACUUUGGCAUCAUGUAUAUAUGAAUUUAUUGGGUAUAAUAUAAUGUGUAGAUUUCUCAUAUGAAUGAAAACAUGCAGCAUUUGUCCUUCUGGGUCUCUUAAUAUGAUGAUCUUCAGUUCCAUUUUCCUACAAAUGACAUUUUUCUUCUUUAUAGCUGAACAGAAUUCCAUUGUGCAUGUAGAUGAUUCACACUGUCUUUACAGUUCGUGUUAAUGGACAUCUAAGCUGCUCCUGUAUUUUGGCUGUUGUGAACACAGCUGUACAGGCAUUUCUGUGUAUGCUGACUUUGGUCCCUUUGGGUAUAUGUCCAUGCAUGGUCAGCUGGAUCAUGUGUUAGCUCUAAUUUUCCUUUUCUGAGGAGUUUUUCAUUUGGUGUAAUGAAACCACUGAAAAUCUAUGCUUUCUGAAAAUGUCAAGUAUACGACUCGUUAUUGUCACGUGGCCACCAUGCUGUGCACUAGACCUCCAGAACUUACUCACUUCAUAAUUGGAAAUGUAUUCUCUUUGAUCAACAUCUCCCCAUUUUCUCCACCCUUAACCUGUGGUAACUACCUUCUACUGUCUGUUUCUUUAAGUUGAACAACUUGUAGGUGCCAGAAGUAAGUGAGAUCCUACAUGUUUCUGAUUUAUUUUUGCUUGGUGUACUGUCUUCCUAUGUGUUUCUGAUUUAUUUUUGCUUGGUCUGCUGUCUUCCAGGUUCAUCUACAUUGUAAUAAGCAGUGUUUGCUUAUUGUUCUCUUAAACCAUAUGUUAUUUGAAGUUUGUUAUGAAGCAAUAAAUAAUAAACACAGAUUUUGGAAACUGAGACACUAACGUUAGAAAUGUUUCUGGAAUAUAAGAGUGGCUGUGGAACUUGGGAUAGCACAAGUAUUCAGAGGACUUAUGUUGGUGUAGGAAAAGUUCCUUAAAGAUAUGGGAAUUGUUUUGCAGCCAUAGAUAGCUGACACAAGUAGUCACAUUUCUCCUCAAAGCAUUUAUGAGGAUACAUUGAAGUUAUGAAACAGAUUGCAGGCAUGCAGCAUUUUGAAUAGUUGUUUAAUCUUUGAACUACUUAUUUUUGAGCCUGAUUACUUUGAUGGGAGAGACACUUGUGCUUGACCACAGAAUAUUGACUGUUGGGCAAGGAUCUGGUAUCUGGGGAUUGGUCAUAAGUGAAUUAGGAUUAAAUGUCUCAUGUGAGUGAUAGGAAUAGGCAGACAGCGAAGAAUGAUGGGUUAUUAUGGAAUUGAGUAUUAAGAAUGUAUUUAGAAGCUUAGAAUCCCAUGAGAAACAAGUGGCAAACACUUCUAGUAUUUGCCAGCACAGGAAUUCGUGAAGACUGGAGAGGCUGUGUACAUCACAAAGCCUGAAAUCUCUGGUUGAUUCCCAACUUCAGUCUAAGGUCUUUAAAGUUCUAUCUUUGAUUUUUUGACUUGUAAAAUGGAGAUAAUAGUUCCAGACUCAUAACAGGAUAAGGAGUAAAUGUCUUAGUACAUAGGAAAUAGCUAGGUGUGGUGAUAUUGUGUCCCUUAAUAUAUCGUGCACCCUAAUAAACUUAUCUGGGGUCAGAGAACAGAACAGCCACUAGAUGGAUGUAGAGACCAGAAAAUGAUGGCACACACACCUUUAAUAUUAGCAUUCUGGAGGCAGAGAUCCAUCUGGAUCUCUGUGAGUUCAAAGCCACACUGGAAACAGAGCCAGGCAUGGUGGCACAUAUCUUUAAUCCCAGCACUUGAAAUCUCAUGUCUUGCUUGGGAAAGACAUAUGCCUUUAAUUCCAGGAAGUGAUGGCAAAAAGCAGAAAGGUAUAUAAGGCGUGAGGACCAGGAACUAGAGGUCUUUUUAAGCUUUUAGGCUUUUAGCAGCAGUUCAGCUGAGAUCCAUUCGGAUGAGGACUCAGAGGCUUCCAGUUUGAGGAAACAGGAUCGGCUGAGAAGUUGCAAGAGGUCACCAUAACUGAUGCUUCUGAAGAUGACUGUGAAUAUGAAGAGAUACCAGAUGACAAUUUCAGUAUUCCAGAAGGAGAAGAAGAUCUGGCCAAAGCAAUUCACAUGGUUCAAGAGCAGGCUACAGACGUUCAGAUUCUGGAGCAGAAAACAGUUCUUCCUUCAAGGCAGGUAGUACAUGAAGCCAUAGAAGACUUUCUCUGUAAUUUCCUGAUCAGAAUGGAAAUGACCAGAACGCUGAACUGCUUUCAGGCUGAAUGGUACGAGUUAAUACAGAAGAGAGGGACUGAUUUUCGAGGACUUGGGAAUGUUCCAGAUGUUUACAGCCAGGUGAUGCAUUUAGAGAGUGAGAACAAAAACCUGAAGAAAGAUUUGAAACACUUCAAACAGGCAGCUGAAAAGGCCCGAGAGGAUCUGCUGAAAACUCAGAAGGAACGGGACUUCCAUCGCAUGCACCACAAGCGCAUCAUGCAAGAAAAGAACAAACUGAUCACUGACCUCAAAGGGCUGAAACUGCAUUAUGCAUCUUAUGAACCAACUAUUAGGGUGUUGCACGAGAAGCAUCACGCUUUACUGAAGGAGAAAAUGCUGACCUCCUUGGAAAAAGACCGAGCUGUUGGGAAGAUUUCUGGGCUUCAAGCAACACUGAAGAACAUAGACGUAGGACAUAUUCAGGCACCUUUAAUCAAAGUUGGUCACAGUUGUGAGAAGGAAAACGAGUCAGAAAGCCCUACUCAGAAAUGUCCUUAUGAAGCCAAGGAAGAAAAUGGACAUAAGUCAAAGAUAAAGAACGAAAGAAAGGAUUCGGUAUUUCCCACAGAUAUGCAACCAGAUCCGAACUUGACUGCAUAUAAAGAAAACCUUUGUCCAGCAAAAUUUGACUACAAGCUAAACAAUAUUUUUAGACUUCAUGACCUCCCCGUGAGCUGUAUCGUCAUGCACCCCUGCAAGGACAUUCUGGUCUCCUGCAGUGAGGAUCGCCUCUGGAAGAUGGUGGGCCUCCCAAAGGGCAAUGUGCUUCUUACAGGAUCUGGCCACACUGACUGGUUGUCAGACUGCUGCUUCCACCCCAGUGGCAACAAGUUGGCUACUUCAAGUGGUGACUCCACAGUUAAAUUAUGGGACCUUGCAAAAAAUGAAUGCAUAUUGACCUUUGAAGGACACAGUCACGCAGUAUGGUCCUGCACAUGGCACUCUGGUGGUGAUUUUGUGGCUUCUGCCUCACUGGAUAUGACUAGUAAAGUCUGGGAUGUCAAUAGUGAACGGUGCAGAUAUACGUUAUAUGGACACACAGACUCUGUGAACAGCAUUGAGUUUUUCCCUUUCUCCAACACUCUUCUCACCGCUUCUGCAGACAAGACCUUAUCUGUGUGGGAUGCACGAACAGGUAAAUGUGAGCAGUCUCUGUAUGGUCACAUGCAUUCCAUCAACGAUGCCACCUUCACGUCUAGGGGCCACAUAAUAGCAUCCUGUGAUGCCCGUGGAGUUACAAAGCUGUGGGACUUCCGGAAGCUCAUUCCAAUUGUGUCCAUUGAUGUAGGUCCAAGUCCCGGUAAUGAGGUGAACUUUGACUCAACAGGUCGAGUUUUAGCUCAGGCGAGUGCCAACGGGGUAGUCCAUUUGCUGGAUCUUAAAUCUGGACAAAUUCACAAACUGGUGGGCCAUGAGACUGAGGUGCACACUGUGCUGUUUUCCCACAAUGGAGAAAAUCUGUAUUCUGGAGGUUCUGACGGCACGGUUCGAUUGUGGCUCUGAUCAGCAACAGCACACCCUGCUGCAUAGGGCAUUCUCUCUAAGGUUUAAAAAUGUUUCACAUAGUCUGCUCCCAAGCCAGUAAGUACCUGGUUAAAACAACCAAUAUAUAACAUAUUUGUUUUAAAACAAGCUUUGUGGGAGUAUUAUAUGGUCCAAACUGUUACAAAUAAAAAUUAUAACUUUUUACUCA